Molecule: messenger RNA, 808 nt
Organism: Brassica oleracea var. oleracea
Lineage: Eukaryota; Viridiplantae; Streptophyta; Magnoliopsida; Brassicales; Brassicaceae
Product: putative 4-hydroxy-4-methyl-2-oxoglutarate aldolase 2
Exons: 3
Coding region: 192-692 (166 amino acids)
Biological process (GO): regulation of RNA metabolic process
Molecular function (GO): ribonuclease inhibitor activity
Source: RefSeq, a predicted model, not a curated record
CAUAUAGUUUAUUUUAUUGUAAUGAAAUGACCAAAGCAAGUACUGUUGUAUGUGUUUAUGACUUUGGUUCUCCUCCUUUUAUAAAAUCAUCACUUCCAUCUCUCUGAGGCUUGAGCACACGGACAGACGGAGAGUUUUAUUUUCUUCAUCCUAGUUUAUUCUAUUUCAGCAGGUGAGAGAACGAGAGAGAGAUGGCGUUUGUGACCACUGCAGAAGUAUGUGACGCGAAUCAAGAUCUGAUCCGUAGUGGCCAGCUCCGAGCUCUGCAACCCUGUUUCCAGAUUUACGGUCGUCGUCAGAUAUUCUCAGGUCCUGUUGUUACUGUCAAAGUAUUUGAAGAUAACGGCUUGAUCCGUCAGUUUCUAGAAGAGAAAGGCAAUGGGAGGGUCCUUGUGGUGGAUGGUGGAGGAAGUCUACGCUGUGCCAUACUUGGAGGAAACCCGGUAGUACAAGCGCAGAACAACGGAUGGGCGGGGAUCAUAGUGAACGGUUGCAUUAGAGACGUUGAUGAGAUUAAUGGUUGUGAUAUUGGAGUGAGAGCUUUAGCUUCUCAUCCUAUAAAGGCUAGUAAGAAAGGACUUGGUGAACAAAGAGUCCCUCUCAACAUAGCAGGCACUAGGAUCUGCGAUGGUGAAUGGCUUUAUGCAGAUACUGAUGGCAUCCUCGUUUCUCAUAUCGAAUUAUCGGUUUAGAAACAAGGAAGAAAGUGUUCUUGGUUUGUUUGAAUGUUGAAGGAAGCUUUGUCUGAAAUAUUUGGAUAUUUUUGUCGUUUUGUGGUAAUAAUUAAAAAAAAAAGGUUUUUUUUGAA